AUGGCCUCCUCAACCACCACCCUCCCGCAAACCAUGAAGAGGCUCCUUCAAGUCUCGCGGGACUCCACCGAGAUCAUCUGCACCACCGCGCCCCUACCCGUGCCCACCCACCCCGAGGACGUCCUCGUGCGGGUGCACGCGGCGGCCCCCUGCGCAGGCGAGCUCCUCUGGGCGCGCUUCACGGACGCGAUCCCCGCCGACAAGGAGCUGGUGCCCUGCCAGGACCUGGCGGGCACCGUCGUGACGGCCCCGGCGUCGAACCCGGGCGGAUUUGCGCCGGGCGACCGCGUGUACUGCCGGAUCCACGCGACGCGGCCCGGCGCGGCGCGCGACUACGCGCUCCCGCGGGCCAGCGAACUCGCCAAGAUCCCGCCGAGCCUGGGAUGGAUCGAGGCCGCGGCCACGCCGCUGAGCGCGCUGACGGCGUGGCAGGCGCUCUUUGUGCAGGGCACGCUGGACGCGCGGGCCAUCAAAGGGGAUGCCGCUGCCAGGAAAGAAAACGCCAAGAUCCGGGUGUUGGUGACGGGCGCUGGUGGCGGCGUCGGCAGCUGGGCGGUGCAGCUUGCGGCGCUGGCCGGGGCGAAGGCGGUGGUGGCCGUGUGCGGGCGGGACAAGGGGGAGGCGGUGCGCGCGCUGGGCGCGACUGAGGUGGUCGACUACACGCAGACGUCCAUCGAGGAGUGGGUGGCGGCCGGCCCGGCCGGGCGCGAGGUCGACUUGGUUGUCGAAAUGAUCGGCGGCAAGACGCUAGCCGGGAGCUGGGCGGCCGUGAAGGAGGGCGGUGCGUUGAUCAGCAUCCACACGCCGCCCGAGUACGGCAAGCCCGAGGGCAUGACGAAGCAGCUGUCCAAGGCCCUGUGGUUCAUUGUCGAGCCGCUCGGCAGCAACCUGGCCGAGAUUGGCGAGCUGAUUGAGGCGGGCCGCGUGCGCCCGACCGUCGACAGCGUGUGGGAGUUUGCCGAUUUCAAAAAGGCGUUUGAGCGGGUCGACUCGGGACACGCAAAGGGCAAGGUCAUCAUCAAGGUCAGCGACGAGGCCUGA
Messenger RNA from Parathielavia appendiculata, 1041 nucleotides. RefSeq names its product NAD(P)-binding protein. Lineage: Eukaryota; Fungi; Ascomycota; Sordariomycetes; Sordariales; Chaetomiaceae. Gene Ontology annotation, cellular component: mitochondrion. Gene Ontology annotation, molecular function: oxidoreductase activity. The transcript has a single exon. The record is from RefSeq and is a predicted model, not a curated record. Bases 1 to 1041 code for a protein of 346 amino acids.